AUGGUACGACUUGUGCAGACGAUACCUGCUGUAAAAGCAGAAGCAAAUGGCUCAGAGCAAAACCCAAGAGACUCGAGCAGCCUUGAACCUGAACUUGAUCAAAUUUUGCUUGAGCCUGCUAUGGAAAGAAAAAGCAAUAAGCUUGAUCGCCAAUCACCACCAUCGAGAACUCCUGCUGGUAAGAUUUGGUACAAAACAGUAGCAACAGCUCGCUGUCUGAUAAAUGCAGUGGUAAAUUUCUUGGAAUACCCCAAAACUUGGGUGGAAGCAACACGUGACAUGCUGAUGGUUGUGGCAACCAUGAUAUCAACUACAACUUUCCAAGCUGUAAUUGACCCACCCGGUGGUGUUUGGGAGGAGGAUAAAACAAAUGGAACUAUUUCUUAUUGCACCGAUGAUAACAAAUGCUUAGCUGGAACUGCAGUGGCAGGCAACAGCCUCCGAGAUGACUUCCUCAUGUUCGUAAGAUUCAAUACCGUCUCGUUCAUUGCUUCUCUCAGUGUCACCCUGUUGCUUGUUGGAGGAUUUCCGCUCCAGAAUCGUCUAAUUAUGUGGCUUUUAUCAAUGGCCAUGUGUAUCACUCUCUCUUCUAUGGCAAUAACCUAUAUGCAGGCUCUCACGUUAGUGCUCCCUGGAGCUGAAAUUUUUGAUUCAUAUGAGGGUAUAUUUGUUAUAUCCGGUUUUGCUUGGUGGUCAUUGCUUCUGUCCAUCGCUUUAAUCCACACCAUUCGUUUUAUCAUUUGGUUGGCGAGGAAGUUUUCGCGCAGGUUCAAGCAUAAUAUCCCAAAAAGCCUCAGGAUUAACGCUGUUGAUAGUUUGACUGCACCUGCACGUCACCGUACCAACAAAUUCUGA
Molecule: messenger RNA, 855 nt
Organism: Prunus armeniaca (apricot)
Lineage: Eukaryota; Viridiplantae; Streptophyta; Magnoliopsida; Rosales; Rosaceae
Source: the annotation of a GenBank genome assembly